Messenger RNA from Centruroides sculpturatus (bark scorpion), 2590 nucleotides. Its product is annotated as beta-scruin-like. The transcript is spliced from 13 exons. The record is from RefSeq and is a predicted model, not a curated record. The annotation marks the transcript as partial. NCBI's taxonomy places the organism in Eukaryota, Metazoa, Arthropoda, Arachnida, Scorpiones, Buthidae. Gene Ontology annotation, molecular function: protein binding.
ACAACAAAAGAAGAAUCUCUUCAAGAAAGAAAAUAUUCAGAAUUCUCUACUGGAGAUUCUUUGUGUAUUGACUUAGCACGAAAUAAGCAAUGGUGUUCCAGUUCAAACUUGAAUACCCUAUUACAGAAUGAUUUUGAAGAUACAAAACAAAAAGAUCAUCAAUCUAAAAACAGCUUAAAUUUUAAAGAAGAACAGAAAGAGAAAAUUUCAGCUUCAGAUAUCAAAACCUUGAACAUAUCGACAAAUCAUUACGAACGAUUAGGUGAACAUCUUAAAAAAUUAUGGGAACAAAACCAUAUAACUGAUGUCAUUCUAAAAGUAGAAAAUAAGCGUUUUGCAGCCCACAAAUCAGUCCUUACUUGUUACAGUCCUUUCCUGAAAAGACAUCUUCUUGCCAAAGAAAAACAAAAUAUUCAAAAGAUCAAACUACAGAAUGUAGAUCCCGAUUCUUUCAAAAUUCUUUUAAAUUACAUGUACACUGGUCAAAUAAACGUCACUUGCCGAAAUUUAUCAGAUAUUUAUCGCGCUGCCCGCAUCUUACAAAUGAAAGAUAUCUCCGAAUAUUGCAAAAAGAUGUUGAUAAAUCAAAACGACGAUAUUUCCAACAAUAUUUUUCUUUACACUACCGCCAAGAAGUUAGGAAUUCAAGAGACUUAUCAGCAGGCCUUUAAUGCUAUCUUACAACAUUUUAAUAAGGUAUCAAAUAAAAUAGAAUUUCUCAAUUUAGAUGUAGAUUCGUUAUGUGAACUACUUUGCGCAGAUAAAAUAGGAACAUACAGUGAGAAAGAUGUGUUCUUGUGUUCGCUAAAAUGGCUUAAUCAUAGAUUCAUAGAAAGAGAAAAAUAUACUGUCAAAGUUAUGAGUUGUAUACGAUUUCCAUUGAUGACAAUGGAAGAAAUCCUUUCUUGUUAUAAUCCUCCGAUUUUACCAGAAAUCGCUGAAUUUCCAGAAGUUGCAAACAUGCUAUUAAAAGCUACUUGCUUUAUAGCAGCUUCAACGAAGGGGAAAGAAUCAAAAUUUAAAGAAUUUUCCUGUUCACCACGGUUUUUCCUUUAUCGUUAUUCUACUAUACAUAAAUUUGAUGAAAAAAAGAGUGUUAACAGAAAAUUAUAUGUUCCAUCUAAGUGUACAAAUAUCAGGAGAAUUAUUAUUAGAAUUCAAAGUGUCUUUCGUGGUUAUGCUGUUAGAAAAAAAUUGAAAGAAAAAGCACAAAAAGAAUUUGUCCUCAAAGCUCAAGCUUAUUGGAGAGGAACUUUGACCAGAAAUAAAUGGAAGCCAAUUUUGAGUAAACCUGAUAUUGUAGAAGAGAAAAUUAGUCAUAUGGAGGGUUUUCUUUGCGAUCCUUGUCUUCAUUUACUGUUACAACAUCCUUCUUCUAUUACAUUGCAUAGCAUUGAUUCAUAUUCUAUUGUUAAAACAUCCAUUAAUAUCCCAAAAAUUCACGAUUCUCUUAGAUUAGCUGAUACUUCCGUUGUUGUAGCAAUAGGUGGUAUCAAUCCUUCUAUAAACGAAGAGAUUUCAAAAGGAAGUGCAAUUCUUCGUUUUAAUCCUAAAGAAAAUAUUUGGGAACAGUGGAAUAAAAUGCCAAUUUAUCGUCAUCACCAUUGCAUUGUGCUAUUUGAAGAAAACCUUUAUAUUAUAGGUGGCUGCGAUAGCAGAAAUACCUUGUUGAGACAUCUAAUACCUAGUAGAAGUUGUUUUCGAUAUGAUACAUUAAAUGAUGAAUGGAAUAGAAUAGCUGAUAUGAAACAUGCUCGAAUAUACCACGGAGCAGCCGAAAUUUAUAGAAAUAUAUAUGUUGUAGGAGGAAAAGAUGAUAACGGAGAGCUUCUUUCUUCCGUUGAAUAUUAUAAACCUGAUACAAAUAAUUGGAUAGAACUUCAACCCUCCCUAUAUUGUGCUCGAAUGGCCAUGGGUGUUGCCACUCAUAAUGAUCUUCUUUGGAUUGUGGGAGGAAUAAUACAACCAACAGAAAAAUCUGAUCCUCAUAUAGAUAAGGAUAUCGAAUGUUUUGAUCCGUUAUGCCAACGUUGGCUAUCGGGAAUAUCGCGGUUGCCUACACCUCGAAGUUUUGUAACUUUAAUCCAAUGUCACGAUUUGUUAUACGUUUUGGGCGGAGCAGCUCAAACUUAUUCAUCCGAAGAAUCAUACUUACAUAGCAUUGAUGACGUACAUGUCUUCGAUGACAUCAAAAAUCAAUGGAAACUUUCAACUAGUCUUUUUUAUCCACGACAUAAUGUUACAGCUGUAGCAAUAGAUGAAAAGAUAUAUAUUAUGGGAGGAGUUUCUACUUUGCAAGUUGAUCCUCUAAGGGAAUGCUGUAUAUAUAACACAACUACUAAUACUUGGAUUGACUGCACGCCUUUGCCGAUUCCUCUUUCUGGAUUUUGUGUUGUAACUUUACCAGCAUUAUAAACAUAAAUACUUAAAUACUUAAAAGAUAUUAGAAUAAUCUUUCCGUUAAUCAAUACUGUUACAGUGUUGUAUUGAUUAACGGAAAUUUCAAAUUUAUAUGAUUGUCUAUUCAAUCAUCUAACUAUUCAACUAAAUUUGCUUAAAUGAAAUUCGUAGCUUUGUAAAUAUUUUCAAU